CAGCUUUAGAACUCACGGACCUGAAAGUGAUCAAUCAACCCCCCCUUCUUCCAUUAAGUAGCAUAUGUAGCAUGCAGUUCGAUGCUUCCCAUCGAGGAAUCCAAGGGCUAGACACAUUUCCCCCAUCCCAUCAUAUCCUUGUCUACCCAUCCAUUAAUCCUGGACGGGCCAGAUCAGGAACAGGACAGCCCUUUUCCCAUCCUCUAACCCUCUUUUAUUUUCUUCUUCUCCUUCAACCCACUACUAAUCCCUGUAACAACCCAUCUCUACUUGUACGACAACCACUAACGACCACAAAGCCAAAGAGAUUGAAUGAAAGGGUUCCUUUUUUUUUUUUUUCUCCCACGCCCCCCCCCCCUUCCAAUCCAUCCCACCAUCUACUAUUAUCAUAUCUGCACCCAAACGUACAGAUUAUCUCUUUUCUCCAACCCCCAAACCUCGUUAUUAUUAUUAUUCCCAAAUACUUACUUCUCUAUCCAUUUUGCCUGACCUACCUAUUUACCUACCUAGCCUUACUUCUAUUAUUUUUUUUUAACUUUACUGACCUACCUAACACGACACGCCCUCUCUCCUUUUUAUUCUUUUUAUUAUUAUUUUCCUUGGUCUUCCGAGGCGACCUGCACCUGCAACCUGCAUUCCGCAUUCCUUCGUGCCGCUUGUCUUAUCGCGUCCUCCAUCCCCCCCAAAACAUCGUCACUCUUCUCCAUUUUUCCGCUCAAGUCGCGUCGGCGCCGUUGCCACAAGAUUGGACAAAUCAAUCUAGUAUCCCGUAGCCUGUCAUUCGCGCCAACUAGUAAUACACGCCCUUACAUUUUAUUGUAUCUAAUACCCGCGCGCCGCAGCCUGGCGGCGCACCCACAUUUGUCUGUAAAGAUCUCAAAACCCAUUUCCCGAGUCUGCGACACCUACUUUUCAUCCACUAUUCCACGAUCAGCGCGAUCGUCAUCCGGAGUGCUCGACUGCGAAUUGUCAUAGGGCCCCUAAAAUUCAGGCACCUCUCGUAGGGCAGCCUGAUUGCAUG
Hypoxylon fragiforme is the source of this 1021-nucleotide messenger RNA. RefSeq lists its product as uncharacterized. The transcript has a single exon. NCBI's taxonomy places the organism in Eukaryota, Fungi, Ascomycota, Sordariomycetes, Xylariales, Hypoxylaceae. The record is from RefSeq and is a predicted model, not a curated record. Bases 72 to 773 code for a protein of 233 amino acids.